Molecule: messenger RNA, 2142 nt
Organism: Ectocarpus siliculosus
Lineage: Eukaryota; Phaeophyceae; Ectocarpales; Ectocarpaceae
Source: the annotation of a GenBank genome assembly
AUGGGGCAGACGAAGCUGGCAUCGACAAACCCUGCCAACCAAGCUCCACAGCAGAAGGCCGCGGAACAGCAACAGCAGAGCUCCGAAAACGUGGCGGGGAGGUUAACGGCCUUGGGCAAAAGCAUGAAGAAGACGACGCAGUCAUCGUGGGCGAGAGAGGGCUGUGUAGGCUCGUCCAGGCGUCGGCAGCGGCGGCCGCGGACACGGCGGCUAGACGGUGUGCUUGAAGCAGAGAAACAAGUGUCGUCGUCGUCGGCUCUCCGCGUCGGGUUGGUAGCUCUCCGGCGGGUACAAGCAGGGGAAGAGCUGUUCGCUCCGUACAUCGCCCUCGGCCAGCCCAUGCAGGCACGCCAGCGAGAGCUGUCUUCGAGGUUCUUCGCUGGUCGUUCUGCUAGUGGUGGCUUCGCUGCGGCUUCCGCUACUGGUGCUGGUGCCGCUGUUUCCGCGGCGGCGGUGGCGGCGGAGGUGCCAGACACAGCGCCGACCGGGUCUUGUUCUUUGCCGGGUUUGUCUUCGCUACAGCGGCAGCCGCCGCAGCUGGUGUGCAACUGCCCGCGCUGCCUUCUUGAGGCCGGGGGUGAUCAUCGCUUGUGCGGGCGGGAAAUACUCAAGGUCCUUGCGGACCAAGCUCUCGAGGAGGGACGACACGAGGCCGCGCUUGGGCUGUACCGAGCGUCGCUCGCCGUUCCGCCCCCACCCCCCUCUCCUUCUUCCAAGGCCUCCUCGUGCACCCCGGCCCGAUUCGCGGCCGACAUUCAAGCCCCUUCUGGAGCGAACAACAGCUGUACUACCGACCGAGAGGGAGGAGAUUUGACAGCCUGCGAUGCAUCGUCCUCGAUAGCAGCGGCCGCGGGCGCGGCAGCAGCAGCACCUGGAAACGGUCAAGGAGAAGAGGGAAACGAAACCUCCGGGGCACGGACGGCUACAGUCGCGGAAGAAGAAUCUGGCGGAUCGGAACCAGCAGCGGUAGAACCAGCCGAACAUCCAGAGCAAGAAGCGGCGGCAGCCGUGUUGAAUGGUGACGCCCUCCACGGCAUAGGGGUGGCACUCUUGGCGGCUGGGAAAUUCAGGGAAGCGUGUCGAGCGUGGGAAAGGGGAUUCCGCGACGCGCCAAAUCACCCGGUGCUUCGGGCGCAAGCGGAAAAGGAGGCAGCUUACCGCCCUAAAGCCGGGGAGGGCGCCAACUCUGGGGUAUGCGGAGGUGCGGAGGGCCCAUCGCCGGAGAAGCAGGGGAAGAGGAUAAUUAGCACUCCUCACGCGGAAGGUUUACUCGGCGGUAGCAGCGACGACGACACCCAUCUAUGCUUUGCGUCGAUCCCGGGAAGGGCUUCUGACAUCUUCCUCAGCCGAGAGCGGGUACUGUCGCCGGAGGAAUGUCGUGGUGUCAUCCAAGCGGCCGAGGACUAUUCACAGGCAAACGGGGGCUGGACCACGUCUCGACACUAUGCCGUACCCACGACCGACCUACCUGUGCACGCCCUGAAGUCCACGCUGCCGUGGUUCCGCUCCCUCGUCAGGGAGCGUUUGUUUCCGGCCCUGGCAAAGCGGUUCAACCUCGCCGCCGGCCCUCGGAGAGUUUUCGUUCACGACGCAUUCGUCGUGCGUUACGAAGAAGGGAAGCAGCGCCACCUUCCCCUCCACCGCGACCAGUCCACUCACUCCUUCACGAUAGCCCUCAACGGCCUGGAUCAGUACACGGGUGGGGGUACCUUCUUUCCGUCCCUUGGUAGGUCCCUCCGCCCCGCCGAGGGCCACGCCUUGUCGUUUCGAGGAGGCAUUCUUCACGGCGGGGAUCCUCUCCUCAAGGGCGUGCGCUACAUAAUCGCCUGCUUUUGUUACUACGACGACGGUGGUGACAGUGACGAAGAAGUGGCUCGUGAGGGAGGAGAGCUAGGUUCCGCAGACUCAAGGCUAGAAGCAAAGGGUCGAGAAAACUGCAAGAAUAUUGAGGGGGAAACGCUCGGAGGCAACAGCGGCGCAGUCAACAGCAGCAGCGCUGGAAGCGGCAGUACUAGUCCCGCCGAGAGAAGCGUUGGCGAGAACGGUAGGGCCGGCGGGGGUGGCGCCACAAGAGAGGUUAAAGGGGCUUCCAUCGAAUUCCGUAGCGACAAAGCGUUCUCCUUUGGUUUUGGCUUUGGAUGA